Frankliniella occidentalis (western flower thrips) is the source of this 874-nucleotide messenger RNA. RefSeq names its product centaurin-gamma-1A-like. NCBI's taxonomy places the organism in Eukaryota, Metazoa, Arthropoda, Insecta, Thysanoptera, Thripidae. The record is from RefSeq and is a predicted model, not a curated record. Bases 385 to 564 code for a protein of 59 amino acids. The transcript has 2 exons.
AGCGCGCUGUCGGCAGGUAAACUAACCAGUUGGUGAAAUGCUGUUUCGUGGGUGGUGUCGUGAUAGUCGUGUCUGCGUUAUUUCUGCAAUGUUUUGGAUUUUGUGAACAGAAUUCUGCCAUUUAUUGUACCGGAACGUGUGACUUUCAGUGACGUGACAAGUUCUCUCAGUGAUUUUAGUGACUAUUGUUCAGUAUUUGUGAAAUAGUGUCAUUUUCACCAUAUUGUGGUGUUGGAGUGCUGUUGUGUACAAUUUGUGUUGUUAUUUUGGAGUAUUAAUAUCAACAGCAGCUUGCCGCUGAAUAUUUCUACAUCUACAAUGGAUGCGACGCUACUUAGCCUGUGAUAAAUCGUGUGUUGUGAUGCGCAUCUGGUUAUCGUAACCAUGAAUUCCAGAUCGCAUUUGCAAAGUUUCAUCAACAACUCUUUGGCCAUUAGGCAGGAAAUUCAACGUUUUGAGAGUGUUCAUCCUUCUAUCUACGCAAUUUAUGAUUUGAUUGAGCUUGUGCCCGAUCAACUGAUUGCACAGCAGAUCAGGGAUCACGUCGUCUGCAUUGAAGGUUAGUGUCAAGGACAGGGAUCAUCACGAUGUCAACGACGGCGACGAGUAGAAGGCAUGGGGGAGGAAGGGUGAGCUCUUUGUAGCCUUAGGAGAGCAGCUCAGCUCGGCGUUCACUCUCACUCGCUCGUCACGGUGGAAGGGCCGCGCGCUCGUGCUAUGGCCCCGGCUGCUCGCUGGCGAUAAGCGUCAUGUCCGUGUGUCGUAAGCGCCGCCAGGGCCAGCCUCGGGCGAGGACCUCACGCGGGCCCCCUCCAGCAAAGAACCUCGCCGACGGCCGCCAAGGACCUGAGCGGGAUGCGUGAUUGGAGAAUGC